Molecule: messenger RNA, 1138 nt
Organism: Portunus trituberculatus (swimming crab)
Lineage: Eukaryota; Metazoa; Arthropoda; Malacostraca; Decapoda; Portunidae
Exons: 3
Coding region: 149-565 (138 amino acids)
Source: RefSeq, a predicted model, not a curated record
UUACGACCAAUGAUAAAUUCAAUUGCUGUUAUGUAUUUUAUUAAUUUAUGUCGAGUGGGUGGAUGUAUCGCUUCGCUGUCGUCUUUUGUUGUGGACGUGGCGGAGCGGAGGGGUGUAUGUUGCGCUUUGCCAUUGUCUUUUGUUGUGGAUGUGGCGGAGUGGAGGCAUGGUCAAGGGACAGGUGAACGGGCUGGCCAGUCCAGCAGAUUGGCGUGUGGGGUGUGGAAGGAUACUUGUGACGCUGGAGUGGACUGGAGGGCGUGUUGUGCAUCUGUGCCGCUACUAUUCGGGUUUGCUGGAAGCGGUAGAUGGUUGGAUACGUGAUGGGGUGUUUAUGCUGUGGGGACGCUGUGUAUAUUUACCUUGUUUGGGAUCUUCUCUCCGGGACAUCUGUGUCGUCAAUACUGUUGAAUCUUUGCCCAAUAAACGGACUGAUGCAACAGCGCUUUUGAUGCCCUGGAGAAACAAUUCAACAGUAAGACAUGGACGCGCUCAAGUUGGAGCGAGGGGUGGCCAAGGGUCGCUUCACCAGGAAGUGCAACAUACUACAAGAAAGGUUGGAUGAAAAGGAUGCGCCAGCUGUGCUGAAAGGAUUGUUCACUGAGGUGGAAGAUGCAUUCAAGGUGCUUGAGGUAAAACAUGAGAGUCUUUAUUCUGAAUUACUUGGAGGCAAGCAAGAUCCCUCAUCCUUAAGUGAGGCAGAGGACUAUAUCUUGGGUUGUGAAAGAAAAAAAACCACAUUAUACUCAAAGGUUACUAAAGCGUGUGCAGAUGAGAAGGACAAAUUUGAGACUGCUAUAAAAGUUAAACGACUAGAUCCACCCCUGUUUUCUGGUGAUAUAAGGAAUUACGGCACUUUCAAAAAAGACUAUAUGAGAUUAAUCGUCCCGGCGUAUGGGAGGGACUCUUACGCUUUAAAGAAAUGCCUUUCAGGUGAGGCGUUGAAAUGUGUGGAAGGUGUAGAGGAUGACUUUGAAGAAAUGUUCCUUCGCCUUGAUGACAAAUAUGGUAACUCUUGUAAAUUAACGGAAUGUAUUGUGAGUGAGCUAAAGGGCUUGAAACCUGUGCAAGAUGGGGACUCGAAACGAUUAGUCCACUUGGCGAAGGUAGUGGAACGUGCUUGGUUGGACAUGAAGAA